Thyridium curvatum is the source of this 3045-nucleotide messenger RNA. RefSeq lists its product as uncharacterized. The transcript is spliced from 5 exons. Gene Ontology annotation, molecular function: ribosomal large subunit binding. Gene Ontology annotation, cellular component: cytoplasm; nucleus. The coding region runs from base 1 to 3045 and encodes 1014 amino acids. Lineage: Eukaryota; Fungi; Ascomycota; Sordariomycetes; Thyridiales; Thyridiaceae. The record is from RefSeq and is a predicted model, not a curated record. Gene Ontology annotation, biological process: ribosomal large subunit export from nucleus.
AUGGAGAAGAUUGAUGCUUUUCGAUCCUUUUACUCCGGACCGGAGAACGUGCACGAUAAAGAACUUUUCACCGAAGUUUUCCGGGAGGCAAUGCAGGCAUUCCAAAGCGAGCUCUCGAAGGACAGCACAAAGGUACAAUGGCUGUACAAUUCGCGGCUCGAUAGCCUCGAAGAGGUGCUCUCAGCCACCGUCAAUGCUCAGGCUCAGUAUGAAUCGCAAAAAGACAAGUCGACCAUGCGACGGACGCUCGUGGACUUGUCAAAGAAAAUCCAUUAUUACGGAAAGGUCCUGGAUGUCAUGGUACAGCAUCAUCCAGAGUAUGUAUCUCUGGUGUGGGGUGCCAUGAAAGUUUUGUUUGUGGGGGUUGUGAAUCAUCAGAAUCUGCUUUCAACCCUUGCGGGUGCUCUCUGCCAGAUUGCCGACAUUUUGCCACGAGUCGAGUUGAGCAUACAGCUCUAUUCAACAUCUUACAUGAAGCAAAUCGUGGUGCCCCUCUACACAAGCAUCUUGAAGUUCCUCGUGCGUGCCCUCCGCUGGUACCAGGAAAGCAGGACCAUGCGAGCCAUACACGCCAUAACCCGACCAGCCGAGCUCUGCUACAAUGAUAUCAUUGCAGAAAUAUCAUCACUGUCGCAAAGACUAUCAGAGCUAGCUCUUGUCAGCGGCCUUGCUGAGCAACGAGACCUGCAUACUAGAUUGCGCCUUAUGCAUUUGGACAUGACGCGACUGAGAGAUGUCGUGCUACAGAUGAAGGACUCGAUGGCCGCCGAGCAGGUUAUCAACGCCUCGGCGAGGAUUGAGUUUCGCCAACAGUUGACAUCAAUCCAGGUAACUCAAUUUGUCGAUAUCCUCUCCAAGGCACCACUUCUUGACCCGCUCAAGUCACUCGAGUCAUCCGUAUUCCUGCGUAAACGGCGUCGACAUAUAUCAGUACCUUAUAGCCUCCGUUUCUGGUUCACGACGGAAAUGCAGAAUUGGAAUCAGGGACAUGGUUCAGGUUUUGUUAUGAUUGACGGGACGUGGAAGCUGCGGCAUAUCGUUCGCGAUUUCUGUACUGACUCGAUCAUGUCGCUGCAAGAAGCGAAAACUCCUGUCAUCUGGGCCCUAAAGCCCGCAGACUUCCCGCAACAGGCGGAUAGUCAGGUUUGGUCCAUCGACAUCCUCAAAAUCCUCAUAGCUCAAGCUAUCCGACUCAAUUUGACCAUCCAAACAGACUCCGAGCUAUCCCCACGACUACGAGCUUGCAACACUGCGAUGACCUACGAAGAAUGGCUACAGAUCCUCGCCUCAGUGCUCCAGAACAUCCCAUACCUUUACAUGUUCAUAGAUUUGGAACUUGUCUCCCAUCCAAUGGACGACAGUAAGCGUUCGUGGCCUCGGGCAAUCCAGAGAGUGCUCGCCGAGCUUUCGCAGCGGGGCUGUGGUUGUGUCAUCAAGGUUGCUCUGAUAAGCUACGGAUCCCACGUAUUUACAACUUCAGCUAUCGGCGGAGACGCACCUCCUGUGAGGCGCAUUUUUAUUCUCUGUUGCAACUGCUCUGCCCCGAUCGAUGGCACCACCUCCGCCAACGCCCUCUGCUACGACUGUAUCAAGCUCACUGUCGACAUCUCCCAAGGCAUCCCCCGCGAAGCGAAUAUCCAGUUCUGCAAAGACUGCGACAGAUGGCUCCUGCCGCCCAACAGCUGGGUCGUGGCAGCGCCUGAAUCGCGCGAGAUGCUUGCCCUGUGCCUGAAGAAGCUGAGGGGCUUGAAUAAGGUCCGCGUCAUCGACGCCAGCUUCAUCUGGACAGAGCCCAACUCAAGACGAGUGCGCGUCAAGCUCACGAUCCAGGACUCGGUCGCGGAGGGUGUUGUGCUGCAGCAAAGCUUCGAGGUGGUCUACGUCGUCGGCACCCACCAGUGCCCCGAAUGCCAAAAGUCAUACACGGCGAACGUGUGGAGGGCGUGUGUCCAGGUCAGACAAAAGGUGCUGCACAAGCGUACCUUUUUGUUCCUGGAGCAGCUGAUCAUGAAGCACGGUGCGCAUCGGGAUACCCUCAACAUCAAGGAAGCCAAAGACGGCAUCGACUUCUACUUCUCGCAAAGGAAUCAGGCUGUCAAGUUUGUCGACUUUCUCAAGUCUGUCGUUCCCGUGUUUGUCAAGAACUCCCCAGAACUCAUUUCCGAAGACAUUCACACGUCGACCAAGUCCAUGAAAUUUGCCUUCUCGGUGGACAUCGUCCCCAUCUGCAAAGACGACCUUGUCGCCCUCCCGCUGGAGCUGGCCAAGAGGAUAGGAAACAUCUCGCCCAUCUGCCUGUGCUGGAGAAUUGGAACUUCGGUCAACCUGCUGGACCCACAGACUCUCACCAGUGCCGAGAUUGCCGCUCCGAUAUACUGGAGAGAAAAGCAUCAGUUCGGUGCUCUGGCAGACAUGAAAGAGCUGGUCGAGUUUGUUGUGCUGGAUAUUGAGCCCACCGGCUACCGAAAGGGCAAGUGGGUGCUCGCCGAAGCCACUGUCGCCAGGGCCUCGGACAUGGGCGCCAACGACACCACCUAUUUCACCCGCACGCACCUUGGACACAUGCUGCAGGUCGGCGACUCGGCCAUGGGCUACCUGCUCACUGGGACCAACUUCAACAGCGCCGAGCUCGACGCCAUUGAGGAGUCGCACGCCUACGGCUCCACCAUCCCCGACGUCGUCCUGGUCAAGAAGCACUGGCCCCGCAAGCAGAAGAACCGCAAGCGCCACUGGCGGCUCAAGCGUAUGGCCAAGGACGAGGGCGAGCUGCUUCCCAAGAAGUCUGACCAGGCCCGCAUGGAUGCCGAGUACGAAACCUUCCUGCGCGACGUCGAGGAGGACGACGAGCUGCGCGCUGCUCUGGCGCUGUACAAGAACACCAACAAGAAGAAGCUGCAACAGCAACAGGGCGGUAUGGACGUGGACAGCAUGAGCGUGGCGGGCACGGAGAUGACGGAGGAUGUCGACGGUGAUGACGCGCCGCGGGUAGACAUGGAAGAGCUGCUGGAUGAUUUUGACGAGCUUGCGAUUGAGGACCAGCAAUGA